CUAAUUUUCUUGCCUAAUUCUCUUCCCUUUCUCCUGUUAUUUACUUUUUGUUUUUCAUAAAAGAAGUUGCUAUAACUUGUCAUAUAUCACUAAAUUAUUAACGCUAUCAUAUAGUUGAAAAUUUAUAUAUGUUGUAGUUGUAGUAUAUUAAUAAAAAACUCCUAAGCUAUGAUGGUGAAUAAAACUGUGAAUGUUAAGUUGGCAAAGAAAGUGAGAAAGUGGGGAAAGGAAGAUAUUAGCAGAUUCAUACAUGGGUCCUCUUGAUGAUCAGCUCUUGCUUCUGGAAGAUGCACUUCUACAGGAAGAGAACAGUGACUUAAUCACUGGAGAUGGCUCACUUGAUUUUCAAGGGAGGCCUGUCCUGAAGAGCAAGACUGGAAAUUGGAGAGCCUGCCUAUUCAUUCUUGGUAAUGAGAUCUGUGAACGUCUUGCCUUCUAUGGCGUUAAUACAAACCUGGUUAGUUAUCUCACCAGAAAAUUACACGAAGGCAAUGUCUCCGCUGCAAGAUUGGUCUCUAUCUGGUCAGGCACAUGUUACUUAACACCUCUCAUUGGAGCUUUCUUGGCUGAUGCAUAUUGGGGAAAGUAUUGGACGAUUGCUGUGUUCUCCAUGAUUCAUUUCCUCGGGAUGUCUACUUUGACUCUAUCUGCAUCAGUUCCGGUGUUUAGACCUGCUGAAUGUGAGGGUUCCAUUUGCCCUUCAGCUACUCCAUCACAGUAUGCAAUACUAUUCGCAGGGCUUUAUCUUGUUUCACUAGGGAUGGGAGGGAUUAAGCCAUGUAUAUCCUCUUUUGGUGCUGAUCAGUUUGACGAUACUGACCCUUAUGAGAAGAUAGAGAAAGGAUCAUUUUUCAACUGGUUUUAUUUUUCCAUCAGCAUUGGUUGCCUUCUAGCAAGUACUCUUAUUGUCUGGAUACAAGAAAAUGUUGGAUGGGGUAUAGGGUUCGGAAUUCCUGCCUUAUUUAUGGUCGUCUCUAUCAUAUUUUUCUUUUGCGGAACUCCUCUCUACAGGUUUCAAAGACCUGGAGGAAGUCCAUUAACAAGAAUAUUCCAGGUUGUAGUUGCAUCGUUAGUGAAGUUCAACUUGGAGGUUCCAGAAGACAGUAGCCUUCUUUAUGAGACUUCAGAUACACAUUCAGCAAUUGAAGGAAGUCGAAAGCUGGAGCACACUGAAGAAAUGAAGUUCCUGGAUAAAGCAGCUGUUUUAUCUACUGCUGACGUGAAAAGUGAGGAUUUCUCCAACUGUUGGAGAUUGUGUACAGUAACACAGGUCGAAGAACUUAAGAUGUUGAUCCGUAUGGUCCCUAUUUGGGCAACUGCAAUCGUCUUUUCAUCAGUUUACGAACAAAUGUCGACUACUUUCAUUGAGCAGGGAAUGGUCAUGGACAGAACAGUAGGACCCUUGUUGAUCCCAGCAGCUUCUUUAUCAACAUUCAGUAUUAUCAGCAUUAUCUUUUGGGUCCCGUUCUAUGAUAAGAUUCUUGUACCUAUAGCUAAGAAGUUUACAGGCAAAGAAAAGGGGUUCUCUGAGCUUCAGAGAAUGGGCAUCGGCCAAGUCAUAUCCAUUAUCUGCAUGCUAGCUGCCGGGAUGGUGGAGAUCAGGCGGUUACAGCUUGCAGCAGAACCGGGUUUAGCCCCACCCCUCAGCAUCUUCUGGCAAAUCCCUCAAUACUUCUUGAUGGGGGCAUCAGAGAUAUUUUUUUACAUUGGGAAGAUGGAGUUCUUCUAUGAUCAAUCACCCGAUGCCAUGCGAAGUUUAUGUACUGCAUUCUCGCUCUUAACGUCUUCAUUGGGAAGUUACUUAAACUCUCUGGUUUUGACAAUUGUGACAGCCAUUACAACUGCUGGAGGGAAACCUGGGUGGAUACCUGAUAAUCUAGACAAGGGUCAGCUUUAUAACUAUUUCUUUCUCUGGGCUGGUCUCAGCUUCUUGAACCUGUUGGUAUACAUUCUCUGUGCCAUGAAGUAUAAAAAGAAGAUGGCUUCAUAAAAAAUUCUGCACAAAUGGAAUAUGAAGCAGAGUAAUAUUCACUUCUAUUGCAAGUACAUCAAGUUGUGUGAAUCUUCAUCAUUUGUGUAUACCUUGUUGAGUUAUAACUUUUGCUAACCAUUAAGAAAAGGAAAGGAAAAGGUUGAAUUAUCCCUGUAAAGUUGCAAACUUUUGAUUGUAUAUCAAACUUGAUGAAAUAUAACUAAUUUGUGUUUACAAGGCAA
Messenger RNA from Beta vulgaris subsp. vulgaris (sugar beet), 2214 nucleotides. RefSeq names its product protein NRT1/ PTR FAMILY 8.3. The transcript is spliced from 5 exons. Gene Ontology annotation, molecular function: transmembrane transporter activity. Gene Ontology annotation, cellular component: plant-type vacuole membrane. Bases 251 to 1990 code for a protein of 579 amino acids. NCBI's taxonomy places the organism in Eukaryota, Viridiplantae, Streptophyta, Magnoliopsida, Caryophyllales, Amaranthaceae. Gene Ontology annotation, biological process: oligopeptide transport; transmembrane transport. The record is from RefSeq and is a predicted model, not a curated record.